CUAUUUCUUCCACAAUCAUAUGUUUCUCAGCGGCUUUUCCUUAAAACAUGAUUCCCAAUUAUUUGAAUUAUUAUUUUAAUUUAUCGAUUGUUUAUUUUUGACACUUCAAGGUUAUAAUUUUUUGUUGAAUUAAUUUACAAUUUGUUUUGAACCAUCUAUUUUAAAUUCUAUCCAUUUUUUUACGUUGGUAAUAAUCAUUGUUACGUACUCGUUUUUAGCAGCUGUGUAAUUUAGUUUCAGAUUAACUUUUGGUCUUCUAAUUGAAAAUGGUUAUCUACUUUAAAAGUGAAAUCGUUUCUCCGCCGAUGGUCAUUUACAUGGGUGUUGACAAGUAUGAAAAUGAAGAACUGAUAAAAUGGGGUUGGCCUGAAGAUGUUUGGUUUCAUGUGGACAAAGUAUCAUCAGCUCAUGUUUACCUUAGAUUAAGGCCUGGUCAAACUUUGGAUGAUGUACCUAGUAGUGUUCUUGAUGACUGUGCUCAACUAGUUAAAGCCAAUUCAAUUGAGGGAAAUAAA
Molecule: messenger RNA, 515 nt
Organism: Tetranychus urticae (two-spotted spider mite)
Lineage: Eukaryota; Metazoa; Arthropoda; Arachnida; Trombidiformes; Tetranychidae
Source: RefSeq, a predicted model, not a curated record